UCUCUCAAUUGUGGGAAACCUGCUGGUCCUCAUCAUGGCAGUCAAGAGGUCAUCAAGGAUGAAACCACCAGAGCUGCUGAGUGUGAAUCUGGCCGUGACAGACCUGGGAGCAGCUGUUGCCAUGUACCCUCUCUCUGUGGCAGCAGCCUGGAACCACCACUGGCUCGGGGGAGACGCUUUGUGUUUAUACUACGCUCUGGCAGGGUUUUUCUUCGGUGUCGCCAGCAUAAUGAACCUGACCUUCAUGGCAAUAGUGCGCUUCGUUGUGUCCCUCAAUCUGUCACCCAAUGAGAAAAUCGGCUGGAGAAAGGUGAAGGUUCUGUGUCUCUGGGUCUGGCUGUAUGGUCUGAUCUGGGCUCUGUUGCCCGUCCUGGGCUGGGGGCGUUACGGCCCAGAGCCCUUCGGCCUGUCCUGCUCUCUGGCCUGGGGACAAAUGAAAAAUGAGGGUUUCAUCUUCGUCGUCAGUUUAUUUACCUUCAACCUCGUCCUGCCUUCCAUCAUCAUACUCUGCUGUUACUUUGGCAUAGCCUUCAAGCUCUUUUUCACCUACAAAAAUUCCAUUUCCAAAAUCAACCGAGUCCCCAAAAAUAUCAAGCUCCAUCGAAGGCUGUUGGUGAUUGGUGUGGUCAUCAGCUUUGGCUUUAUAGUAUGCUGGACACCCUAUGCCAUCGUCAGCAUGUGGUCUAUUCUGGGGGACAGCAGCAGCAUCCCACCUGAAGUCAGUCUCCUCCCGUGCAUGUUUGCAAAGAGCUCCACUGUGUACAAUCCUUUGAUCUACUACAUCUUCAGCAAGAGUUUCAGAAGGGAGGUGAAGCAGCUGGGCUUGUGGUGCCUCGGCUGGAGCCCCUGCCAUGCCUCCAACACCAUCAAGGACAACAACAUUAGCAUGAGUCAUGCUGGUGACAAGAGCAAAGUAGAAGUACUGACCACUUUGCAGCAGUUCGUGGAGUAAAAGACUUUAGGGUUGAAAGACUUUGUGCUGGUUAUGUGGGGGAAUAAGUCGUCUCAUGAUUUCACAAAUGUUAUCACUAGAAAACACUUGUAUUUGUAUUGUAUUUUUUCCGGUACAACUUGUGUGUGCCGUUAUGACAAAAUGAGCAGGGUAAUAAUGGCUUCUUUUACAUGCGGUCACGAUGAAAGAGACGGGGUGUUUGCACAAUAUGUUACAUGCCGUGAAAGUUGAGCCAACUAACCAAUUGUUAAGAAUUAACAAUGUGCUUGCAAGUGUCUUUGCACCCCUAAACCAACGUAGCCCAUUAAAAAAAUACCUAUUUACUGUUGAGUUAUAGAAAGAUGUGAAAGAAGCUAAAGCGACAUCCACCUUUCAUAAAAGAAUCAUGCAUUUCACAUCACAUACCAAAGGUUGUACAGCAGAACACAACAAAAACAUUAAUAUUGAGCACAGAAAGAAGAAGAAAUGUUUAAUCGAAUACUUCAGGUUUAAUCUGUAAUAGAUAUACUUGUUUGUUGGAAAAAUAACUCACCAAAUCAGUACAUUCCAGAAAAAAGGAAUAACCGUUCAGGGAUGACGUCUGCCAAAUGUUUAAAUUAAGUGACAGCUGCUCAUGUUUCAUAAGUUUGCCUCUUAAAGUGUUUACAGAAGUGACACCCACUUUCCUUGUUUACCCUGUCUGAUGCAUGUACUGUAUAUUGGCUUCUCUUUCAAUUUUAAGCAGCAAUCUACAUGUUGUUAAGGAAUGUGAUAAGGUGUUCUAUUUUGAGGAUAAAACUGUUCUUAUAACUUUCUUACCAAAAAAUGUGGUCCAAAGCCAAACAUAUAAUGUAUUCUACCAACAAACAUUGCAUUGUAUAACAUCUAGACUGAUGUUCAUUUUUAAUGAAAUAUAAUGACAAUUUAUGCCUUUUUUUGCAGAAGAUUUGCUAAUUUAUUUGGUUUCCUGCUGGAUGUUUGAUGGGAAAGUCAACACCGCUUUGGUGUAUGUAAUUAUACUCUAUUAUGUAUUCUCAAGCUACAACCCAUUAGCUGAGUCUGGCAUAAAGACUGUAAAUGGGGGGAGAAGUGCCUCCCUCCAAAGGUAUACUUAUUUUUGCCUGGUAGGCAGAUUUAGCUAUUUUCCGUUGUUUCCAGAUUGUGUGAUAAACUUUGCUAAGCUAACUGCUGGUGGUGGCUUUAUAUUAAAUAGAUCGAUAUAAGAGUGGUGUCAGUCCUGUCAUCUCUCUAAAUUUGACAGCUAAAAGUCUGUUUGAACAGUUUCUGAACAUAAAUGCAGUUUACCUAGACAGUUCAUUUAACAGUUCAAAGACACAGUGCUUUACAAAACAGUCAAGAAAGUCUCAAGUUCAGGAGCUUUUGACCGUAUCGCACAGUCCUCAUUAGCCGAUGGACUUCGCUCAGUCACAAUAGAUCUAGACACUUUUAAGUGGAUGAAAUAGUUCCACGAAAAAAAACUCAGCCUGAUAAUGAGAAACCACAUGAUACAGUUGAAGGCGCACAGUACUGUUUUUUCACAAAGAAAUAAGGCUUUGGCUAUACAGUCAGUGCUUGUUAGUAGAAUAAAGAUUUAUUCUCCUUUACAUUUGAUUUGUUAAUAAUUAAAAUAAAACAAUCUCAAUCCCCUUAAAUAAUGUACUUGUAACUCCGAACUGUGAGAACUAUGAAAAUAAAAGCUUUUAGAAAUGAGUGUGUAGCCGAUUUUCAUUCCCCAGGGUAUAAGUAGAACAGGCAAGUGAGAGUGCGUAUGGAACGUACUUUAGUACAUUACUUAUAGUAAAUGUUUUAAAGAGUGGCUGUGAAUAUCAAUAGGUUUGUACAACACGCAGAGGAUGCAUCAUUGCCUAUUACAACUUAUGUAUGUAGACUGAUACACACACAUAGGGACCACAUCUUUUUUGAAAGUGUCUGGACAACACUGUGAUGAAAGGGUAUUCCUGAGGUAGAUAAACUCUUCCACCAGCAGAAGAAUUAAGUUAAGGGUUCACCGCUGUGCUGUCACGUUAUGUAAUUGGGAGAGAAUAGAUGUAUUUUCUCCAUCUUCGACACCUUAUUAAACCUUCAAGCACUACGAUGGAUUUUUGAUAGGGAUUAUACAGAUAAUCGAUACCCUGUGGCUACAUUUUGCCACAAAUGAAAUGAGAGUGUAAAUUAUGUUAUCUUGAAGGACGCUAGGAAAAUAAAAGACAUCUUACAAACAACCAGGUUGAAGCGUUUUGGUAGCCGACUGGUUACAGAGCCAUACUGUAAAACAGAAUAUAUACUCCAUAAAGAAAGUACAUGUAAAUUGUGUUCAUUUGCAUGAGGUGUACAAAAGACAGACACACUGACUCACACACUACCUCUAGAAAGCUAACAAAGCAAGAACUUUUUAAUGAAAUCAUACUGCUCUAAUAUAUAGUCAUGGUUGUCUUGUGAUCACGCCCCCUUCUCUAAACAACAUUCAAUACCAAAACCAUUUCGCAGCAAUGGAUGAUAACCCUCUUUUUUGUU
Notothenia coriiceps (black rockcod) is the source of this 3445-nucleotide messenger RNA. Its product is annotated as opsin-5-like. The transcript has 3 exons. Gene Ontology annotation, biological process: G protein-coupled receptor signaling pathway; visual perception. The coding region runs from base 35 to 952 and encodes 305 amino acids. Gene Ontology annotation, cellular component: membrane. Gene Ontology annotation, molecular function: G protein-coupled receptor activity. Lineage: Eukaryota; Metazoa; Chordata; Actinopteri; Perciformes; Nototheniidae. The record is from RefSeq and is a predicted model, not a curated record.